Botrytis byssoidea is the source of this 1791-nucleotide messenger RNA. RefSeq lists its product as uncharacterized. Gene Ontology annotation, molecular function: transcription coregulator activity; zinc ion binding. Bases 1 to 1791 code for a protein of 596 amino acids. Gene Ontology annotation, cellular component: RSC-type complex; nuclear chromosome; nucleus. Gene Ontology annotation, biological process: regulation of transcription by RNA polymerase II; chromatin remodeling. NCBI's taxonomy places the organism in Eukaryota, Fungi, Ascomycota, Leotiomycetes, Helotiales, Sclerotiniaceae. The transcript is spliced from 2 exons. The record is from RefSeq and is a predicted model, not a curated record.
AUGACGGCUCGCAAUCCCCCUCAAUCUUUCAUCUCGAGUUAUGCUCCGCGAUUGCGCACAUAUGCCAAUUCGUUGCUUACCCCAGUCAUACAGCCAACAGCAGCCGUCGCGACACCACUCGGCAGAACAACGAAAAGAGGAACCACAGCAAUAAAUUACGCAGAGGAUGGAUAUGAAUUCGAGGAGGAUGAUGAUGAUGAAAACAAAAGAAGGCCUACAGGCUUACGGAGUUUACGAAGGGAAGAUACUGGACAGGCAAAACAAGACCCCGCAGAAAAGGUUGGCAAAGAAGCUACUGCGCCAGUAGAAAUUCAAGGUAUUUGGAGAGAUUGGAUGGGCAAGCAACGGCCAGGAAAAACCGACAUGCAAAAUUAUGCACAAAUCGCAUUACCUUUAACGUUAAUCCCGAUUCGAAUCGACCUUGAUAUCCCGUCCUUCACACCCCCUGCGCCUUUACCCGUACCUGUAAACAUUCAAGUAUCUUAUCCUUCGAUUGAUACUUCCCUACCGGCAUACAAACCACAAGAGACGACAGUCCCAUAUCGCCUGAAGGACGUAUUUCUGUGGAAUUUACACGAGACAUUGACAACCACCGAUCAAUUUGCGCAAACGAUGGUACAAGAUCUGGACUUACCAAACAGAGGACAAAUGGCAGCCGAAAUCAGUAAGCAAAUCCGUACACAGCUUGAAGAAUACGCGGGUGUGGCUCUACAUCCACUCUUUCAUUCGCAACAGACUGCAACGGCGAACGGCACUGUGACCACCAUCAAACAAGGGCCGUCGUCUCGAGAUGCUUCAAGUACACCUGCAGCCAGUGGAAAUGCGACACCUAUGCGAAAUGUCAUUGCUCAAUCUAAUGGCUAUUCGACUCCUGCUAAGGCUCCCACUUCGCAGUCGCAAGAUAUAACUGCCACUGCAACCUCAAUACCUCCAGAAUCUGAUGAAUAUAACCCCGAUGAUAUGUACCGGUGCAUCAUUAAUUUGAAUAUCAAUCUCUCCAAUCAUCUCUACACAGACAAAUUUGAAUGGUCAUUACUACACCCUCCAGGAACAGCUGAAAUAUUCUCAAAACAAACCUGCGCAGAUCUUGGUUUACCUGGGGAAUGGGUCCCGGCCAUGACACAUGCGAUUUAUGAAGCAGUUUUGAGAUUAAAAAAGGAGGCAUGUGAAAGUGGUGGUUUGGUUGGCGCUUAUGGGGGAGAAAUACCCAAUGAUGCUGUGCAUGGUAAGGAUGCCGGAUGGAGAUAUGAUAAUGAGCACCUAGCAGAUGAGUGGGAACCCAAGGUUGAGAUCUUGUCAAAGGAAGAGAUCGAGAAGCGAGAGGGUGAUAGAGAAAGACAAAUUAGGCGGAUGAGAAGAGAGACUGCUAGAUUCUCUUCAAAUUCGGGGAUGGCUGGUGGCCUUCCAACACCAGGUGAGAACAGAGGAUAUUUUGAUGAACCACCUGCGGAAGAACGCAUGGGUCGUGGUGAGAGAAGUAAGAAGAAGAGACGCUUCAGAAGUCUUAGUCCGUUGGGGAGAUCUGGAACACCCGGUGGAAGAGGAACUCCUGAUACUGGCGGCAUUACUGGGUAUGGUGGAGGUGGUAGUCUUACCGAAUUUGAGCGAAACAGUUGGAGAUGCUCACAUUGUAAAGUCUGGGGAACAUCGGUUUGGUGUGUGAGGGAUGGGCCGUUCGGACCAAGAACUCUUUGUAAUAAUUGUGGCUUCCUAUUCGAGAAAGACCGCAAGCUACCUCGAUGGGCCAAGGAUCUUCAUAGACAAGACAUCCGCUCAAGUGAUUACAGAUAA